Messenger RNA from Oncorhynchus tshawytscha (Chinook salmon), 7961 nucleotides. Its product is annotated as transcription factor SOX-6. Gene Ontology annotation, biological process: central nervous system development; positive regulation of chondrocyte differentiation; regulation of transcription by RNA polymerase II. Gene Ontology annotation, molecular function: RNA polymerase II cis-regulatory region sequence-specific DNA binding; DNA-binding transcription factor activity, RNA polymerase II-specific. Bases 41 to 1879 code for a protein of 612 amino acids. NCBI's taxonomy places the organism in Eukaryota, Metazoa, Chordata, Actinopteri, Salmoniformes, Salmonidae. The transcript is spliced from 13 exons. Gene Ontology annotation, cellular component: nucleus. The record is from RefSeq and is a predicted model, not a curated record.
UCCAGAGAGCCUGGUAGAGAAGGAGCACCAGCUGAGCACCAUGAUCACUCAGCUGAUCAGUCUGAGAGAGCAGCUCCUGGCCGCUCACGAUGAGCAGAAGAAGCUGGCUGCCUCACAGAUGGAGAAACAGCGACAGCAAAUGGAGCUGGCCCGCCAGCAACAGGAACAGUAUUAUGAAGAAGGGUGUUCCAUGAUUGCCAGACAACAGCAGCAGCUUCUGCAGCAGCAGCACAAAAUCAAUAUCCUCCAGCAGCAGAUUCAGGUCCAGGGUCACAUGCCUCCGCUCAUGAUUCCCAUUUUUCCACACGACCAACGCACCCUGGCAGCUGCUGCCGCCGCCCAGCAGGGCUUUCUCUUCCCACCGGGAAUCUCUUACAAGCCAGGUGACAACUACCCGGUGCAGUUCAUUCCAUCCACAAUGGCAGCUGCGGCAGCGUCAGGACUCAGCCCCCUCCAGCUUCAGCAACUGUAUGCCGCCCAGCUUGCCAGCAUGCAGGUCUCUCCUGGAGCCAAAAUGCCGCCACUCCCCCAGCCUCCCAACAACAGCGGGCCCAUCUCUCCCUCCGGCCUGAAGAACGACAAGAGAUCCUCCAGCCCUAUCACUCAAGUCAAGGAGGAGGGAACGCAGCCUCUCAACCUGUCCGCCCGGCCCAAGACGGCAGAGCUGGUCAAGUCCCCCACGUCCCCCACACACAGCCUGUUCACAGGCAGCAAGACCAGCCCCAACAGCCUGUCCAAGAGCGGCAUCCCCAGUCCCCUCGGAGGCAUGGGCCGUGGGUCUUCUCUGGACAUCCUGUCCAGCCUGAACUCCACAGCGCUGUUCGGGGACCAGGAUGCGGUGAUGAAGGCCAUCCAGGAGGCCAGGAAGAUGAGAGAACAGAUCCAGAGAGAGCAGCUGCAGCACCACCAGCAGGGCAUGGAGGCCAAGCUCUCUGCCCUCACAGGCAUGGGCCUCAACAACUGCAGCAGGGCUGACAAGAGCUGGUUCACUGAGUACAUUGAGCGGGCACACUUUGAGAGCCUUGGUCACCAUCUUAGCAAACUGGGAGAGGAUGGCAAAAUUGGCCACAGAGUCAUCGACCUCACCAGGCCAGAGGAUCUGGAUGGGUGGAAAGCUCUGAAUGGCUCUGGUACCGGAGCAGAUAAACCACAACAGUAUUAUUGUUGGCCUACAGGAGGUGCCAGCACAGCCGAGGCACGGGUCUACAGAGAAGCCCGGGGGAGGAACAGCAACGAGCCCCACAUCAAGAGACCCAUGAACGCCUUCAUGGUGUGGGCCAAAGAUGAGCGCCGCAAGAUCCUCCAAGCCUUCCCAGACAUGCACAACUCCAACAUCAGCAAGAUCCUGGGCUCUCGCUGGAAGUCUAUGACCAACCAGGAGAAGCAGCCGUUCUAUGAGGAGCAGGCCCGUCUCAGUAAGAUCCACCUGGAGAAGUACCCCAACUACAAGUACAAGCCCCGGCCCAAGAGGACCUGCAUCAUCGACGGGAAGAAGCUCCGCAUCGGCGAGUACAAGCAGAUGAUGCGCUCGCGACGGCAAGAGAUGAGGCAGUUCUUCACUGUGGGGCAACAACCGCAAAUCCCCAUCAGCACCAACGCCGGCGUGGUCUACCCUGGGGCCAUAACCAUGGCAACGACCACACCCUCCCCUCACAUGACGUCGGAGUGCUCCAGCGCCUCAGCAAGUCCGGAGCCGGCCAUUCCCGUCAUCCAGAGCACCUACAACAUGAAGAUAGAGCCCAGUGCCAUGUUAACCAACGUCCCCAUCAUCAACGGAGAGGUAGAUGAGAUGGACAUGUACGAGGACUUUGACGAGGAGCCCAAAUCGGACUACAGCAGUGAGACUGAGACACUGGAGCCCAUCGUCAGCGCCAACUGAGGCCAACACACGAGCCGAGACAUACACACAUUCGCACUGGAGAACCAUCCCCAGGGCGGAAGACUGACUGAAGGAGGAGAAACAGAAGAACAAAAAAAUACAGAACAAAAGUAAAUGGUUCUGUUGAUGCAUCAUUUAGGAGCCUGCAUGCAUAUGUGGCUCCGUCAGAAUCAACAGCUAAAGGUCUUAAAUGUUUCUUACAGUGUGUGAAGCAGUUUGGUUUAGUUCAUUUUGUUUUUUAUUAUCUCAUCGUUUAUUUUUUGUGUUUUCUUCAUGGACAUUUACACAAUUAGGUUAUUGCCUAUACAACUUUGGAUGACAGGACUUGAAAUGUACCGUUUGAUAUGAAUCCAUAAUUCUUACAGUCUUACUUUUUUUCUUAUGGUACACAUUUUUUUUUCUCUUCAGUUAAAUGCUUUUAAUAGAUUUCAUUACUGUUUUUGAUGGGAGUUAUAUAUUCUCACUCAGGUAUGCUGUGCCAGCCAACAGCUUGUGAAUGUUUUAAAUCUGAAUUUAUUUGAAACUAUUUAGAAAACAAAAUAUUUGGAAAUUCAUAUUAACUAAAAACAAACUAACAGAACAAUUCCACAAUUCUGAGACAUAAUCAGACUCCCUUAUUAUUAAUUGUAUUAGUAUUAUUAUUAGAAUAAUUAUUAUUGGUAUUAUUAACAUACUGUACAAUUUUGUGCAGAUGUGCCAAACAUUUCAAGGGUUCUUUCUCUUAAAUAAUUAGUUUGAGUCUCGAGGGAGAGACUUGAGUCUAAGACAAUCUGUUAAUAUCUUAGUGCGGCUUCAAAAUGCAGUUUCUUUAUAUACCUUCUGUAUUGAAACACUCAGGAAUCUGGAGACAGUGUGCCGUGUCUAGGGCAGGAACAGGAAGUGAUGCAAUAGCUUCAGGUGUGGUUGUUCAUAAUGGCAGCUGUUCUCCAUAGAGACCAAUGCGGUGACCAACAGGACCUUCUCUCCCUGUCCCUCUCCAGCUCAUGUCACCAGCCCAGUCUAACACAGAGCACUAUAACACUCCCCUCACACUCUCUGCUCAUUCUUCAACUCAGUCUUACCAAGUUCUUAAUCAGAGUGAUUGUAAUCAGGCCAGAAUUCCAAGGGGCCAAAGGCAUCCAAUCUGUGGGAUUGGAAAGGCAGCAAAAGGCAGCUUUGGGGGCAUUAUAAUCACAAAUUGCUGUUUUACAAUGUGUAGCUACAGUACAUUUGGUUGAACACUUUAGCCCCUACUGGGGCGGCAAGUUUUAAAGUCUUUGAUCUUACUUUUUUGUUGUUGUUAAAUCUUAAGUAUUUUUUCGACAUUGUAAAUCUUAAAUUGACACGGGAAGGUCUUAAAGCAGAGUUAACUACUGCAGCAGUCUUAAGAGAAGAGGCCGUGUGUGAGGGAAUAACAUCAUGCUUUUAUUAAAGGAGGGUUACAGACAAGGUAUUACAUUCUAACGAGUCAUAUUAAACACAAAAGUAUUUCAUUCAUAAGCCACACCAGAUCUGAGAUGGUGAUUCUCUACAUUCAUGCACUUAGAUAUGAACACUUACUACUUCAUUUUUCAACCAAGUUAAUAUUUUAUAUUGAACAAAAUUUGUGUUGUUUUAUAAUGACCAGUUGCCUAUUUUACAUAAAGUUAAACUUCAUUAUUUUAGAGCAAUUGAAAAUGCACUUCUGUAUUUUAUUUACAUACAGACAAUGAAUAUGACAUAUAACACAAUCAAUCAGCUCUUAAUGUUGUGACAAUCAGUCACAAACUGAAAGUCCUUUACCUCUUGAAUGGUUCUUCUACUAGUUGAACAGAUCCCAGGUUGUUACCUAUGGAGAAACAGCUAGAGAUGGCCAGCAGUCAAGGUCUUACUGUCCAUAAUACAGCCCUCCUACAGGCCAGAAGGACUAAGUACCUCCCUCUCUGCCCUGCCCCUGCCCCUGCCCUGUCUCGACCCCUGCCCAUGGCAACCCCCACACCCAGGGGGUGCCAUCUGGAGUGGCAGGCAGUGCGAGGCUGGGGAGAGGAGAGAGGGAGAACAAUAAGGACGGGGCACGUAGCGCUUAUUGUGCUCUCCAUCAAAGCACAGACAGUGGGGCCUCCAUCCUGGCUCCCACCCUGGCUCCCACCCUGGCCCAGCCACUAGGCGCUGGCGAGCAGAUGGAACAAGUACAUCAAGCUGUGGGGGAUUAUUAAAAUGACUGACGAGUGGAUAUCAUCUCAAAUGCAGCAUUAUUAAUGCAUGAGCCCGGCUAUUCUCCUCCGUGCCCUUGAACCUGUCCAUUUCAGACCAAGCCCAGAGGUUUAAAAUGAUCUAAAUGGCUGGUCACCAGCGCUGGCUGUCUACAUGGCCAGGACUCCCUCCUACUGCUGGUCACUGCAUUACUCUCCCAGGUCUAAUUGAUACAGAUGGCUCUUUAGUACUUUUAAUUUUUCUCGACCCAUUCAGAGCUGGCUUUUAUUGUGUUGUGUCCACGUUUGAAAGCAUUUAUCUUAAGUCUUAGAAGUUUUUAAGCACCUCAUUAUUCAUUUCCAUUUCGGUUUCUUUUUCUUUUUUUGGUUGGUUGGAUUCUUUGUUGCUAUUGUUGUUUUAAGGUACAAUGCUUUUUUCUAGGAUUUCCUCCCAAACACAAACCUAAACGGAUUUCCCUCCAGGUCCACAUGUCUAGGUUUUUAAGCUGUUACUUCUGUUUGCUGGUUGAUUGGUUGAUUUGUACGUGAUUUGUACAUAUUUCUAUGUCCAUGCCAAACCAAUUCAGUGGGCUGGUAGUUACAAAAGGACUGUUGAUAGGACUGAAACUUGACUGCGCUUGUAUAACAAAAAAAAUACAAAAAACAUAUAUCUCGCAAGGAGUCAAAGUGUUAUAAGCACUGGAUAUAAAUUGUAUUUUUAUCAAUUCUGACUAAUGUGAAGCUGUUGUACCAGAAAAAAACCUGAAUGAACAAAAGUCACGACGACUUGGACUCGUGGGCUCGUUCUCACAGUUCCCAGAUUUGAAUAAUUUUUCAGUCUACUUGUUUUGUUUAUUUAUGCAAAGACAUGUGUAGUGAAUGAACACUUUGUCUAAGCUCCAGGGCCACCAAGGGGAGAGAGACAGCGCGCGAGAGAGACUGAGCAGUAAACUCAACAGAAGGCUUGCAUAGUAACUGGUUAGCUGAGAAACACCGGAUUUCAGACACGCAUUUUAUUGGUCACAUAUGUUUUGUGUUGUAUAUUGUAUUUGAAGCUAUAUAGUGAGUAUAGACAUUUUAUUGUAUUUAUUAGCCACUGUUGGCUCUAAAAUUGUCAGUAGAACAUAAUGAAAGGACAAUCAGAGAGAACAAAAAGAUGUUUAAUGAAUUGGAGCUUCAUUUUUCAGUAAAUUCACCAUUUCAUUAUAGAUUUUAUUGUAAAUACAACAUAGGAAAUAGAAUUAUAUUUUUGUUCAUAAGUACUUAGUGAAGUAUAAGUUAUGUAUUUGACUGUUAUUGUUUUCUUCCUUUUUUUACAUCAGUGUAUGUUGAUCCAUGUUCUUAAAACUGACAAGUCAUUGUACGUCAUGUAGAUGCUGAAUAUUUCUCCCGGUUGAAGAGAGCAGUAUUGGACGGUUGAGGAGAGCAGUAUUGGACGGUUGAGGAGAGCAGUAUUGGACGGAGCUGUAGCUGAGAUAGACAGACAGGCCCCUUCUUGCUAGCGUUUCAAUGACCUCCCUCAGACAAUUCAAGGAGCCAAUCAAAACCCAAGCUGCAUUCCUUAGCCUUGGACAUUAAGGACAAACGUUUUUUAAAUAAAUAACUCAAUUUUUAACUAAUUACAUGCACAGUCGGUACAAAUAAAGUACUCUGUAUCUUUCAUAGGGACAGUGCUAAAAUUCAUCUGAACAACAAGCCGUUAAGAUGUAUAUGUUUUUAUUAUACAACUUGCGUUUGCAAUCAUAACUCAAUCCUAGCGACAUACCUUAUCGCUUGUGUUUUGUGUUUUUCACAGCCCUCAGUGGUUAUACUGUUAUGUGUCAAAUUUGAACGGAGAGGUUGAUAGUAGUAUAAAUUAAUAGCUACAUUUUAAUUGCACAUCUGCAUGCAUUUGUUACAUUUAAAAUUAAAAUUAGACACAAGAGGAUUUUAUUCAUUGGCAAUUUUACACAAAUUAGAUUCUUGGGGAGCUGAAAUUGAAGGGAGUGUGCAAAUAUUUAUUAGUUGUAACGUGGCACAAUGCAGAGCCACUCGUGUGUAUUCUAGGCCUAUACUCUUUUUGUCCUUUUCUAUGUGUUGCUGACCUUUUUAAAGGUCGCCCAUCCAGCCAUCAGCAAAGUGUAGUCAGGACCUUUUCUAUGCGUUGCUGACCUUUUUAAAGGUCGCCCAUCCAGCCAUCAGCAAAGUGUAGUCUUGACCUUUUCUAUGUGUUGCUGACCUUUUUAAAGGUCGCCCAUCCAGCCAUCAGCAAAGUGUAGUCUUGACCUUUUCUAUGUGUUGCUGACCUUUUUAAAGGUAGCCCAUCCAGCCAUCAGCAAAGUGUAGUCAGGACCUUUUCUAUGCGUUGCUGACCUUUUUAAAGGUAGCCCAUCCAGCCAUCAGCAAAGUGUAGUCUUGACCUUUUCUAUGUGUUGCUGACCUUUUAAAGGUCGCCCAUCCAGCAAUCAGCAAAGUGUAGUCUUGACCUUUUCUAUGUGUUGCUGACCUUUUUAAAGGUAGCCCAUCCAGCCAUCAGCAAAGUGUAGUCUUGACCUUUUCUAUGCGUUGCUGACCUUUUUAAAGGUAGCCCAUCCAGCCAUCAGCAAAGUGUAGUCUUGACCUUUUCUAUGUGUUGCUGACCUUUUUAAAGGUCGCCCAUCCAGCCAUCAGCAAAGUGUAGUCUUGACCUUUUCUAUGUGUUGCUGACCUUUUUAAAGGUAGCCCAUCCAGCCAUCAGCAAAGUGUAGUCAUGACCUUUUCUAUGUGUUGCUGACCUUUUUAAAGGUCGCCCAUCCAGCCAUCAGCAAAGUGUAGUCAUGACCUUUCUAUUAAUCCAUCUGUCUCUCAGCCAUGUAAAUGCGAACAAGAUUCAACAACUGAAGACUAAGCUUGUAUGCUGUUUCAAUAACUUAACUUAACUGUAAUUAUUUUUUUCUGUCAUUGAACUUUGUGAUGUAUAUGGUGGGAAUGUUCUCUGUGUUAAUUUAAUUAGCACAAUUCACUGACAUGCUGGACUGACAUGCUAGCUGCUGUUCAGGAGUGUAACAUUUGCUGUUGGGGACAACUUAUACAGUUGUCAAUGGUACUUUGCUUUCUAGAUUUAUUUUUUGUCUCUCAAGCAACACUGUGUGUGGCUCUUCUGUCGCUGGGGCUGUUGCUGUUUUGAAACCGCUGGCAGACUGAUACAGUUUUCUGCGUAGAAAUCAAUUUCUUGGCAGGUACCUAGGCCCAUGGCAUGUAUUGUUAAGGGCGUAACUAGAGAAAAUUAAAUAGUGUCUGUUGCUGCUUUGAAAAAAGUUUUAAUUCUGAAAAUGUACAUAGUUUAUCAUAAUAUCUUGUACAGUCCAGUGUAAAGUUUUUAAUUGAACUUUAAAAAAAGGUUGCCAUCACAUUUGUGUUCACUUUCUUCUUCAUACAGUACAAAAGGACAGCUACUUGCUGAGGAUAUUAUUGUUAAAUUUAAAAAAGGAGAAGGUACUAAAAUAUUUUAUUUUGCUUGGCUUCAAAAUGUAAACCAGCAAGUCUUUGGUUUCCAUGUGCAGUAUUGACGUGAGGUAAACUUAAGGUGAAAUAAUUCUACAGUGGUAUGUAUUGGAGACCAGUCUCCUCUGUGUUGGUAGUAUUAAUACACUAUAUCAAAUAAAAUACACCAGAUGACUGACACAUUUGGGUGUAUCUAGGCACCUUAGUAAUGUGUGCAAAUAUCUAGGCUGUGUUCCCCACAGGAUGCAUUCAGGCAUAUUGUAAUGUAACAUCAUCUUUCUGUAUGUACUCAAUCCAUUGAUGUAACAAGGCAGGAGUGGGUUGUUUAACUGCCUGUUUAAGCUCAUUUACCUCAAGAGUUUCCUCCUUUUGCGUAAAAGAGUAAGAAAUUGUGUGACAAAGUCUCACCAUCACUCCCAUCUUUUGUACUGCUGUUGACACUUACAAAUUAAAGAGACAUUUUGUUUUAA